AUGACAUUCCCUCUUCUGGGUCGUCCUACUCGCGCAGGAGUGGCUUUUCUCCUGGCAACAACUAUCGCGCAAGUCUCAGGCAGUGCGCAACCAUUGGUCGUCAACCCAAGUGAAACAUGGUAUGCAUAUUCGAGGAUAAAACUCGUAGCAUCUUUACUGAUGACUCUUAGGGAUGGUCUUGACGGCACAUGGUCUUCUUUCAAUCUGAGUGUAGGAGUUCCAGCGCAGGAAGUCCGCCUCCUACCAUCAUGGCAGUCUUUCCAAACUCUGGUUGUGAAUCCUGAGGGAUGUUCUGUAUAUUCCAAUUAUAAUGAUUGUGUCAACUCCCGAGGACAAGUUUUCAACCUGAGUCAAUCAUCAAAUUGGAGCUCUAUUGGCAUUUUCGAAUUCGGAAUCGAACAGAACCUGGGUCUUGUCGGAAACGCAUACUAUGGCUAUGACAGCAUCACCUUGGAUGAUUCAAAUCACACAACCGUCGAGGGCUCGACAGUCGGCGCCUUUGCUGUAUCGGACUUUUGGCUUGGAAGACUGGGCUUGAAUCCGAAGCCUACCAACUGGUCGGAUGUCUCGCAUGGAGUCAGUCUAAUGACGAAGCUGAAGGCACAGGGUGCAAUCCCUAGUAUCUCAUUCGGCUACACUGCAGGUGCUCCAUACCGCUUCACUGGUGUAGAAGGCUCUCUUACUUUAGGUGGUUACGACCAGAGCCGGUUCGAAGUCAACAGCAUUGAAUUUGAUUUCGCUUCUGAUCCUGCAAAGGACACUAUCGUUGCGAUACAGUCUAUCACCACGCAAGCAGUAAACUCGUCAUCUAGUGUUGAGCUAUUACCGGCACCAAUCUACGCUACAAUCGACUCUACGGUAAGCCAGAUUUGGCUUCCUCUCGACGCCUGUGAGGCUUUCGAGAAAGAAUUCGGCCUGAUCUGGGAUUCUACAUACGACCUCUAUAUCGUGAACUCAUCACUUCACGCCUCUCUCCUAGCUCGUAAUGCUAGUGUCAACUUCACGCUCGGCACCGUGGCUUCAGGUCUCCAGCAAAUGACAAUCACGCUGCCCUAUGCUGCAUUUGAUAUGACAGCACAAUCACCAUACCAGGGACUGGCUGACAGGUCGAACUACUUCCNNCCCCUCCGACGAGCAGCGAACAGUUCUCAAUACACGCUUGGGCGGACCUUCAUGCAGGAAGCGUACAUCACUGUAGAUUAUGAACGUGCCAAGUUCAAUGUGUCGCAGUGCGUCUGGCCCCAGGAUAUUGGUGAAGUUCCGGAGAUCAUUAUAAUUGAGCCAGCGCCAUCUUCUCAGAACAGCGGGUACAGUGGAGCUUCUUCAGGAUCAAGUACAUCGGCAACAUCAGGAAACUUUUCAGAAACGAUUGUCACAACGGGUCUGAGUGGUGGUGCGAUCGGAGGAAUCGUAGCCGGCAGUGUCAUUGGUGUGCUCCUAGUCAUUGGCUUAGCCACCUGGCUCGUCCGUCGUGACAGAAAGCAGAAGGGACGCUUGGCAGAAAAUGAGACGGGAGACGACUCAUCGUCUCCGUCAAGAGACUCAAUCUCGCACACCACGAUCGGUAUCGGAGAGAAGGGAACGACUGUCUUCNCCAAAGCAGAAUUGGAAGGGUCAAGGGUCCAUGAGGAUCCCAAGCCAUCACUUCGCCCAGAGUCAAGUUUGGCAAGUCCUACAACUCUAGGUUACGGAGGCAGCACAUGGUCUUCAACACAAGCAGAUUCGGUUUCGCCUGGCCUAGCAUCACCAAGAGCUGCAAGCGAGGCAGGAGGAUUGGAAAUUUUCGAGAUGCCUGGUGAUAUGCCUGAGUUGGCACAAGCAGAUGGCAGAACGAUCACAGAAAAGGAGAUGAUGAGGCGGCGAGAAGAGGUGUACAAUGGAGUUGACCCAAGCAACCCCUCGACUCCAGUAGCCGGAGAGCCUUCAGAUAGAAGAGCUGUGCAACCAGAAGAAGUGGUGUUACGGAACGAGAUUCGAGACGACCGCUCAGAAGCGAAUAGCAGAUUCAGCUUCGAAUAG
Messenger RNA from Aureobasidium musti, 2019 nucleotides. NCBI's taxonomy places the organism in Eukaryota, Fungi, Ascomycota, Dothideomycetes, Dothideales, Saccotheciaceae. The record is from the annotation of a GenBank genome assembly.